AUGAAAUCGAGGAAGCUGCCAAAGGUUUGUGGCCUCAACUUCUUGACGCUUGUCUACUUUCCGGUACUGGUGUUGCCCAUAUUGAAAUGCUCAGUGGUUGCCACCGGCAGCGCCAGCGGCGGCAACAGCAACAACAACGGCAACAACAACGGCAACAACAACGGCAAUGGAGAUUUCGACUAUCGCAUGCAGCGUGUACGCAACGUGCUGAAGGAGGUGCCACUGAUCGAUGGCCACAACGAUUUGCCCUGGAAUAUACGCAAGUUUCUCAAGAAUCAACUGAAAGACUUUCACUUUGGCGGCGAUCUCCGCGAACUGGCCCCAUGGUCAUCGAGUGCCUGGAGUCAUACGGAUCUACGCCGUCUCAAAGAGGGCAUGGUCUCGGCCCAAUUUUGGUCCGCCUACGCGCCCUGCUCCUCACAGCAUCUGGAUGCGGUGCAGUUGACACUGGAGCAAAUCGAUUUGAUUCGACGUCUCGUGCUGCUCUAUCCCCACCACAUGGCCCUAGUCACCACCGCAGCGGGGAUAGAGCAGACGCAUCGCACUGGAAAAAUAGCCAGCCUCAUUGGGGUCGAAGGAGGUCAUGCGAUUGGCACCAGUCUGAGCGUACUCCGGAUGUUCUAUCAACUGGGCGCUCGUUAUCUAACACUCACACACACCUGCAACACACCCUGGGCGGACUGCUGCAAAGUUGACGAACCGGGAAAAUAUCCACAUAUCGGUGGACUCUCACAGUUCGGCAAGCUUGUCGUCAAGGAAAUGAAUCGCUUGGGAAUGAUUGUUGAUUUGUCGCAUGUGUCGGUACCAACAAUGCUGGAUGCACUGGCCGCAUCCCGUGCCCCGCUCAUAUUUUCGCACUCCUCGGCGCAUGCCAUAUGUAAUAGUUCCCGUAAUGUGCCGGAUCAUGUGCUACAGCGCAUUGCCAUUAAUGGCGGUCUGGUUAUGGUUGCCUUUUAUCCGCACUUUGUCAGCUGUUCGGGACAGGCGACACUGCACGAUGUUGUGGCCCAUAUAAACCAUAUACGUGAGGUGGCUGGCAUUGACCAUGUAGGCAUUGGAGCUGGUUACGAUGGUGUCAAUCUUGUACCCAAAGGCUUGGAGGAUGUUUCCAAAUAUCCGCAUUUGUUUGCAACUUUGCUCGAGUCGGAUAAAUGGUCAGAGGGGGAUAUUGCCAAGCUGGCUGGCAACAAUCUGAUACGCGUCUUCAAGGAAGUCGAAGCGGUGCGUGAUCAAAUGGAAUUAUUGCGAGUUCAACCCAUUGAUCAGUCAAUUCCAGCCGAGGACAUUAUGGGUAGAUCCUACUGUCGCUAUCAAGGACCAAGAACGUGAUAAUUUCUUCAUAUGUACAAAUUAAAACAAUACACUUAACACGCACAACACUCACACUAACACUCUAAAACUCACAGGCCAAUAAAGAGACAAGAAAUUAUGUUAAGUGUACGUGUUGUAAAGUGAAACUUGUUUUAGGUUAAUUGACAAAGUUUUUUCGUCCUUACAUGAGAACAUUUGUUUUCACUGUGUGUUUUUGUGUGUGCAUAGGUAUGUGUGUCAUCACACCCACAGAUGCACGUAUGUAUUAGUGCAUACACAUACUUUCAAUCGCUCAGACUCCACAUGGCAGCUGUUGCUUGGCAACAUUGUGCGCAGCUGGCAGUGAACAUAAACAAAUACAAAGUGGCAUAGAGCCUAAUAUUACACACACACACACACACACACACACUGAUAGACACCCACCAUAUCCCCCUCAUUCAUUCUUAGUAUCUACAAAACUGAGGUUACCAUAGCUCAGCUAACAUUGUGUAAAUAUCAUUGUCAUGUUUACUUUCAUCUUUCGCACUUAGUAAAGCAGCAGGACCCGUAAAAAAAGAAAAGCAAAUAGUUAAACCGGAAAGGAGUAAGGCAAAAUUCAAGAUAGAAAACGCACAAGCAAAAAAAAAAAAAUCGGACAAAUGCUGGCUAAUCAAA
This is a messenger RNA of Drosophila innubila, 1965 nucleotides long. RefSeq names its product dipeptidase 1. Bases 1 to 1329 code for a protein of 442 amino acids. The record is from RefSeq and is a predicted model, not a curated record. The transcript is spliced from 7 exons. Gene Ontology annotation, molecular function: metallodipeptidase activity. Gene Ontology annotation, biological process: proteolysis. NCBI's taxonomy places the organism in Eukaryota, Metazoa, Arthropoda, Insecta, Diptera, Drosophilidae.